AUGGUGGCGCCGGCGGCACUCCGCGUGGUGCGCUGUGGCGGCGGCACCAUCCAUGGCGUCAGGGCCGUUUUCUCCUCCGAUUCCAAGUACCUUCUAUGUGCCUCCGGCGACUUCGUGAAGAUGUACAGCGUGGCUACCGAGGAGACGCUGCGGCUGAUGGGCGGCCAUGCCGACCUGGUGACAGGCAUCCAGCUCAACCCGCACAACCACAUGCAGCUCUAUUCUUCUUCUCUUGAUGGCAGCAUUAAGCUGUGGGACUUCAUGGAUGGUAUUCCCAUUAAAACUUUCAGUGUAGGAUCCAAACUUCUGGCAUUGUAUGCACUUGCUAGUUCUGAGGAUUCAGUAUUUGUAAUCGUUCCAAAGAGUGGUGAAAGAGAUGCAUUCCAGCUGGUCUCAGUUAAGCUGACAAAAACAGCAGGCCAAGAUGUGGAAGCCAAGGAACUGUCAGUGGUUUUGGAUGGUGUGGAUGCAUCACCGAAGCAUAUUGCAUUUGGAAGAGAAGGUCAAUAUGUGGCAUCAGUGAAGGAGGCUAAUCUCCAAGUUUAUUUUUUUAAACAGAAGCAGUUGAACAGGUUUUCUGUAAAUACAGCGAAGACAAAAAAUAGAAACAGUCAGUUCACUUGCAUAGCAUGUCAUCCUACAGAGGAUUGUAUUGCAACGGGCCAUGCUGAUGGAAAGAUUCGCCUCUGGAGGAAUUUCUACCACAAGAAAGACUACACGUUUUCCACACUGCACUGGCAUCAUGAUAUUGUCAUGGAUCUAGCUUAUUCUGUGGAGGGAACCAGCUUGCUGAGUGGUGGAGUUGAAUCUGUUCUAGUUCUGUGGCACAAUGAAUCAGACUGUCGGAAGGAUUUUCUUCCUCGUUUGGGAUCUCCUAUUGAGUACAUUUCCGUGUCAUCUGAUGGCUCGCUCUGUUGCACCUUGCACAAAGACAACAGAAUUACAAUUAUCAACAGCAACCUCAGAUUUUCCAAAAGUAUUCAGGGGCUAAUCAAAAGUAUAGAUGUGAAGACUGGUCUAGUGGUUGAUCCUAGAACCAAAGCUUUGGUGCUGAAUGGAGAGCCUGGUCACUUGCAGUUCUAUUCCCUCCAGAGUGAUCAACAGCUGUUCAGUUUGGAUAUUGUGCAGCGACAAUACAUUCACCAGGCAGGUUUAAAGCAAGCUGACUUAGUCAAGGUUGCGUUUAGUGCCCGAGGCAAGUGGCUGGCAACAGUGGAAGAGAGAGAAGAGGCAGCUGACCCUGAGUUACAGUUGAAACUGUGGUUCUAUGAUGAAGAAACACAAAGCUUUAAGCUGAAUACUAGGGUAAAUACGCCCCAUGAGAACCACAUAACAGACAUGUGCUUUCGUGACAUGGAUGAAUUGGAAGAUGACUCUCCGAUACUAGUAACAACUGGCAGAGACCGUGUGUUUAAAGUCUGGGUGAUGGUAGAAGACACUGAUCCAGAAGCACAACAGAGUGUGAGCUGGAGCUGUGACUUUGUAGGCAGCUACCACAACUACCAAGCCACAAACUGCUGUUUCUCAGAAGAUGGCUCUUUGCUUGCUGUUAGCUUUGAAGAAAUUGUCACUGUAUGGGAUUCAGUUACUUGGGAACUUAAGUGUACGUUUUGCCAUCCACCUGGAAAAAUAAGGAACAUCUGCUUUGGGAGACUAACAUGUUCCAAGUACCUUAUUGGUGCCACUGAUCAUGGCUUUCUGUGUUGCUGGAACCUGCUCACUUGUGCAUUGGAAUGGAGUGCCCACCUCAAUGUCUUAGUUCUGCAACCUGAUCCCCUGUCAGAACAUAUUGCUGCUGUCUCAUGGCUCUCCAAAGAAUCCAGCUUGUUUGUGUUUAAACCAAAUGAGCCACGGCCAGUCUAUAUCCAGAGAAACCUUUGUAAAGAGAAGAUCCUGCUUGCUGCCUUUGUUCCAAGAGAUGAACCUGAAAUGACUGGCUCAGAAAAAUACCUUUGGCUAAGAAGUUCCCAACUGUUUUUUCUUACAGAUGCGCAAGAGCUUUUGACGCUUAGCACAAGGUCUCUAGAAGAAAGGCUCACACCAUCCAGCAAACAGCUGGCAACAGAAGAAAGUCUUCCUGUGACCCCGUUUAGUUUGCUACUGGGAAAGCACAGACGUCAGCAAUCACAAGAGGAUACAGACCUUGGAAAACUAGUUGUUCAUAACAAGCAUGAGCAAGAUUCACCUGCUGUCAAAGAGCUUUUGCACACUCCAGCACAUGUUCUGCCAUCUGCUUCCUUCCUGUGUCCUAUAUUUAUUAAUUCUUUGCUCAUCUCCAAAGAGAACAAAAGUGCUGAAGAAGUUGCUGAUGAAGUGGAAAUGGAAAGUGAAAAAACAGAUGAUGAUUUGGAUGAGGAAGGAGAUGUGACUGAAAUGGAACAAGAAGAUACAAAUCCUAUGGAAUUAUUAGGAGAGAUGACAUGUAAACUGUCUAAAUCUCAGGAAAGAGAGCUACGGAAAUUAAGAAAAAUGGACUACAGUUGGAUAUCAGCUUUCUAAAUGGACAUCUUUGGAGUUUUAUACUGGGGUUUUAAACUGAAGCUUUUGUGGAUUAAAUAUUCAUUAAGAAAAAGAAAGUCAAGUCUUUUGGCCAUAAAUCUUAGCAGCCUCUACUUCCAUAAGCAAGGAGAACUGGGGGAAGGGGUUAAAGUUCAAAAAAGCUGGUUCUGCUCCUAGUUUGUUACUGGUUCUUUGUGACCUUAGAAAACGUUUAACCUGGGGGGGGGGGUUUACCCCUUACAAGUGUAUUUAAAAGGCAAAACAGUUCAUUAUCUGACUUGUGAUCUGUUAGCAAAGUGACAGCUAAGCUCCUGAAAAUCUCCCCCACUGAGGCUGGCCUACUGCUGCCAAAGCAACAGGAGCUAAGAGCUUCAGUUAAAAGACUGCUUAAUUCAAGGUCUGAUAGGGGAAAACAGGAUAGUUUUAGUAGUGUUGUAUAUACAGGUAAGUCACAAAUCUCCUUCUAGAAAGUUUCUUUCUACUGUUGAUAACUGAUGACAAAUGGUUUAAUAAGUCUGACUGUUGAAAGUAGUUAUCUACAUACUUGCUAGUGGUCAUAGAGUAUGGAGAUUCUUGGGCAAUAGGGUACUUAUGUAAGCACAAUCUCUCAAAUUUACAGGAAGUAAAGGAAAACACAUCAACAGUCAUAACUAUAGCAGUUUUAUGCUUUUGGUUUUUUCUCCCUGUUCAGAUAACCUGUAUAUGUAACUGAAAAAAUCACAGGUCCCCAGAUAUUAUGUAAUUUGUAUUUCCAUCCUCUUACCUACAGAUCUAGAACUGAUAAAGCCUUUUCAGAAGCUUGGACCCAAGGGAUUUUUCUCUAAAUGAAAAGUUUCAAUAGAACAAAUAGGAAAAAUGUGUUAAGACUGUAGCAGACAAUUGACAGCAUUUGGAAACUCGGAGGUUUAUAAAACAAAGUAGAGGGGGGAAAAAAGGCUUAGUAAACAGAUCUCCCCCAAUAUGACCUAAUCUAGGAAAGACACCAAUAAGUUUGUCUUUUUUCUUAAGUAACAUCAGACUUCAGUUCUGUGGAAAUACAAGUGCAAGUUGAAUAGAGAUCAGGGUGCAUGUAUCAGAAACACUGGCUGCAUCGAAGCCUGGUAUUCUGUUUUUGUGUCAGCAACACUUAAGUGUGGCUUUAAAGGUCAGAAGGGAAUCUUGCUAGUUGGUAAUGUGGGGGUUUUUAAACCCCACAUGUUGUGAAAGUAAAGUUCUUUGCUGGAAAACAAGCAGGUAUGAAAAAGAGACAAUUUAGGUGCAAUUCAGCUCCUAAAAAUACAAUUUCAUUUUAUGUUCCAAGUAGUGAAGCUACAUUUAGGAGUCUUCAUCAAGCAAAAAAAGUUGUUGCAGUUAUGUUUUCUAACCUUUGCCUUUACUAAAUUCAUUUUGCUUUGCACAGUUGAUUAAAUGCACUAGGUUAACAGUC
Molecule: messenger RNA, 3925 nt
Organism: Melopsittacus undulatus (budgerigar)
Lineage: Eukaryota; Metazoa; Chordata; Aves; Psittaciformes; Psittaculidae
Gene: WDR75
Product: WD repeat domain 75
Exons: 21
Coding region: 1-2499 (832 amino acids)
Biological process (GO): positive regulation of rRNA processing; positive regulation of transcription by RNA polymerase I
Cellular component (GO): nucleolus
Molecular function (GO): RNA binding; protein binding
Source: RefSeq, a predicted model, not a curated record